GCGGGGCGCGGCGGCCGGCGGUGAGGAAGGGAAGGGGAGGGGAGGCAGCUCGCCGGGCCGCACCGAGCAGCUUCCCCCCCUCCGGCUCAGCCAUGGCGUACGGUGGCCUGACGGUGCCCAUCAUCGUCAUGAGCGUUUUCUGGGGGCUGGUCGGCGGCGUCCUGCCGUGGCUCGUACCCAAGGGGCCCAACCGCGGUGUUAUCAACACAAUGCUGGUGACAUGUGCUGUUUGCUGCUACCUGUUUUGGCUGAUUGCGAUUCUGGCUCAACUCAACCCUCUCUUUGGGCCGCAGUUAAGCAAUGAAACAAUCUGGUAUCUUAAAUAUGACUGGCCUUAAGGAUGUCUGUCCCCUGCUGCAAUUUAUUGACAAGGUAAAGAAGAGAUUUCCUCCAGAUGAAAAACUCCACUGACCCAAAGAUGCCUUUAAUGUAGUUGGCUGGAUACCAAGCCUGUAUUAAUGCCUUAACCUUUCUAUUGUGCUUCAAAUGGCUUGUUCAAAGCCCUGUAUUUUUUUUCCGACUGUACCGUUUAACAGUGUGCCUCAUGCAAUUUAUACUCCUCUUUGGUACUGUAAUUUUUUUGCCUGUUAACUUCGGAUGUGAUGAAAAUUUCUAAAGUUUUUACGGGUCAUGAAGUCAGCUUUCCUGUUCAUUUUACUCACCCUGUAGGGACACUGUAUGUAUCUUCCAGGUCUGAGGUUGUCUUUUCCUGUGCUUUCACCCCUGGUCUCUUUGACUGCACUUGAAAGAAAUGUGUGCAAUGAAACUGUAUGAAGAGAGGAGAAACAGCGGUGCCUCGUGCUGAUGGCAUUUAUUUUUUUAAAAUGAGUUGUAUUCUUGGGAAAUUUGGUCUUAAAUUUUUCGUGCCUGGGAAUAAAACUAAUCCUCUGCUUUAUACAAAAUGCUCUGGUGCCGUGCUUAACUGUUACAAUGUGCUUUUCUGUGGUUUUAAUCAAAUGAUAGUUGGCCAGAGUUGACGAAACUUAGAUGACGUGGAUAAACUGGAAUAAAGUCAUGGAGUGUGAUGA
Molecule: messenger RNA, 1028 nt
Organism: Calidris pugnax (ruff)
Lineage: Eukaryota; Metazoa; Chordata; Aves; Charadriiformes; Scolopacidae
Gene: ATP6V0E1
Product: ATPase, H+ transporting, lysosomal 9kDa, V0 subunit e1
Exons: 4
Coding region: 93-338 (81 amino acids)
Biological process (GO): proton transmembrane transport
Cellular component (GO): proton-transporting V-type ATPase, V0 domain
Molecular function (GO): proton-transporting ATPase activity, rotational mechanism
Source: RefSeq, a predicted model, not a curated record